Messenger RNA from Glycine soja, 414 nucleotides. RefSeq lists its product as uncharacterized. Gene Ontology annotation, molecular function: beta-amyrin synthase activity. NCBI's taxonomy places the organism in Eukaryota, Viridiplantae, Streptophyta, Magnoliopsida, Fabales, Fabaceae. The record is from RefSeq and is a predicted model, not a curated record. Gene Ontology annotation, biological process: triterpenoid biosynthetic process. Gene Ontology annotation, cellular component: lipid droplet. The transcript is spliced from 3 exons. The coding region runs from base 1 to 414 and encodes 137 amino acids.
AUGAUCAUUCAUGAUGAAUUUUUAGGGAACAUUGUGGUUGAACAUGAUUAUGCUGAGUGCACUGGAUCUGCUAUUCAAGCUUUAGUUUUGUUUAAGAAGCUAUAUCCAAGGCAUAGGGAGACAGAGAUAAAGAAUUCCAUUGCCAAUGUAGUUCAUGGUAUGGAAGUUGGGGAGUUUGCUACAUUUAUGGCACUUGGUUUGCACUUCGUGGUCUUGCAGCGGCGAGUAAAACUUACACUAAUUGUGCUUCCAUUCACAAAGCCGUUAAAUUUCUACUUUCAACACAGAAAGAGGAUGGUGGGUGGGGAGAAAGCUAUCUUUCAUGCCCAAAACAGUCAACUUGAUAACAAUGACUUUGGUGGAAAUAGCAUUCCAGAAUCUUAUGGCAACAUCUCAAAAUUGUCAAAACUGUAA